CUGCUGAGGACUUCCAUACAGCUAUCCAGUCCUUCCUACUUUUCAAUGGUUAUUGAACUAAGAUCAGAUGAUGAAGUUAACUAUAAGAUUAUGAGAGUAUUUGGUUUAAUUGUUUUACUAAACAAUAUGAUUGUAAUUUAUUUAAAUGUUAUAUAUGAUCAGGACAAGAUGUCUGUUCAAUAGUUCCAGAAUUACAAACAGAUCCACUUUUAUCUUCACAUAGAGGUGAUAAAAAAUCAAUAGAAUUAAUUAUACUUUAUGCCACAAAUCAUGUGAAUUAUGACAAUCUCAUAAAUGGUGACUCAAUGAAAAAUAAUUGGUUUGCCUCAGAAAAAGAUACAAGUGUAUGGGAAGAUGACAAUACAGUUUGUUCACAGACUGGUGUAACUGGACCUGCACCUUAUCCAACAUUAAAGCAGGUACGUUUAUGGGGUACAAGUAUGAAUCAUUUAAUUCGUGAUGAAAAUGGACAAAAAUGGUUAGAACAUUUUAUGCAAAAAGAAUAUAGUUGUGAAAAUUUUCGAUUUUUACAAGAAGUUAUAAAAUAUAAAUUUGGACCAUUAUCUAUGAUUGAAAAAGAAUCUAAAAGAAUUUAUGCAGAAUAUUUAGCUAAAACUGGAGCUAGUGAAAUCAAUAUAGAUAAUUAUAUUAUGACGGUAACAGAAGAAUUAUUAAAGAAUCCUAAUCCAUUUUGUUUUGAUUUGGCACAAGAACAUAUCUACAAUCUAGUAAGAACUGAUUCAUAUGCACGUUUCUUACGAUCAUCUGAUUAUUUGACAUUAUUAAAUAAUGCAAUGAAAGCAGCAUCAACACACCAAACAAAGUAGAUCAAUCGCUAAAACGAUCAUAGUGAAGUUUACAACAAAUAAAUGUACCUAUAUGAAAAACUUAAACAUCCACAGACAAU
Schistosoma haematobium is the source of this 907-nucleotide messenger RNA. RefSeq names its product Transmembrane BAX inhibitor motif-containing protein 4. The coding region runs from base 306 to 827 and encodes 173 amino acids. The transcript is spliced from 3 exons. Lineage: Eukaryota; Metazoa; Platyhelminthes; Trematoda; Strigeidida; Schistosomatidae. Gene Ontology annotation, biological process: regulation of G protein-coupled receptor signaling pathway. The record is from RefSeq and is a predicted model, not a curated record.